GGAGCUCCACCCAAAAGGGGAUCUUCUGCUUUAAAGACUGGUCCCCCGCUCCCCAUUAAGGAUUGGCACCUUUGGGGGGGGGGGGGGAGCGAGUACCCGAAUUUGACAGGUACCCGCUCCCACUUCUGCUCCGAUCGCCUAGGCCAGUGGCGAUCGGAAGAUGUCCUCCCUUCCUCCCUGUAGUCUUUUGGGACUGGGACAUGUGACAGGUUCCAGAAGACUACAGGACCAUACAGGAAGCGCAGCGCUUCUCGUGCAUACACAGUAGGUACCCGGCUGUGAACCCGCAAGCCGUCACAGCCAGGUGCCCACACUGAAGAUGC
Messenger RNA from Staurois parvus, 323 nucleotides. The record is from the annotation of a GenBank genome assembly. Lineage: Eukaryota; Metazoa; Chordata; Amphibia; Anura; Ranidae.